Xiphias gladius (swordfish) is the source of this 763-nucleotide messenger RNA. It is a transcript of the gene dpy30, whose product is annotated as dpy-30 histone methyltransferase complex regulatory subunit. Lineage: Eukaryota; Metazoa; Chordata; Actinopteri; Istiophoriformes; Xiphiidae. Gene Ontology annotation, cellular component: Set1C/COMPASS complex. The record is from RefSeq and is a predicted model, not a curated record. The transcript is spliced from 5 exons. Bases 372 to 653 code for a protein of 93 amino acids.
UUUCUGUAGAACUGGCGGACUGAGGACGGAAAUCUAAGGAAGUCCCCCAGGGGUUUUGGUUUAGUAACGUCCUGUUAGAACCCCAGACACAAACUGGAAGAAAUGAACUUGUUAGUUACUCGAAUGUUUUGUUGUUCGGCGACGUUUACUUAAAAAACUGACCCCGGAUACGCUCCAGUGCCCUUAAUGGAGUCCGGUCUAACCAAACUCCGCUCAAAAAGUAGCCAAUUUAGCGAUUCCUUGCUUGGGGGUACUUAGUGAAGGUAUCUAUAGGUCAGUCACAGAUCUGUAGCAUCUGCUGGUAAAUACGGCGUGAGUUAGCUCAAAGACAGAGCAAUGAUUACUAAUAUCACACAGAUGCAGAUCAGUCCAUGGAGGGACACACUCCUGUGUCUGAAAACCCUCACGCAGAGUACGGCCUGACAGAAAACAUCCAGAGGACGGUGGAGAACGAGAAGGCGAGCGCAGAGAAGAUCUCUAAGCAGAAGGUGGAUCUGCAGGCGCUGCCGACCAGAGCGUACCUGGACCAGACGGUGGUCCCCAUCCUGCUGCAGGGCCUGUCGGUCCUCGCCAAAGAGAGACCUCCGAACCCCAUCGAGUACCUGGCAGCGUUCCUGCUGAAGAACAAAUCCCAGUUUGAAGAGAGAAAUUAAAGUCAUGUCUGAAAUCGUUUCAUACAGUAGAAACUUGUCUCGUCUCUGUGUUUGCUAAUAAACUGCUAGACUCUUUUUUUUAAUUUUAAUUUUAUCAGAAUAAACAUGUU